GUUUAGAAAACAUUUUUUCCAAUUCAUUUUAAAAAAUCCACUUUCUUUUGAAAAGAUAAAACGAGUAGCAAUAAAUGUUUCGUUUAUGUCGAACAGGCAAAAUGAAGGACGGCUAUCGCUACAGUUGUUGGGUCCUGAUAUUUGAAGUUUCGUAUCCAAUCAGAAAAGGGAUGCGGGAAACACCGCCGUUUGAAUCAUUAGAGAAGAAAAGAGGGUGAGACGGGAAGAAGUAUUGGAAGGUAUUUAGGCAGUCUGCAAUAAAGAAGUAUACACUUGUGGAUAAUUAAAGCUAUAAAAGACAGUGAAACUUCUAAAGAUGUAGCAGGAUUAUGUAGAGAGCAUAAGUAGGUCUAGGAUGUGAGUUGGGGUCUGUGUAUGUGCGGGAAAGAAGCUGGUAAACGUUAUGUAUAAUGUUGGCUGAUCAGGAAGAGAGCUAUCAACCGAAACGAGAGACUUAAAAAAGAACGUUUGUGACUGAACGGGAGGAGAGACAAAAGGUGCUUUGCAUUCAGUGUGGUAUACUCGUCGCUUGGAUUUCGUUGGAUUUGCUUUGAAAAUGAAGAUAUCGGAUAAGAACGUGCUGCGCCUGGCCGUCGUGCAGCACAUAAGAGCUCAGUAUGGAAUAAAGAUUAAAAACUGGAACAAGAGUAAGACGUGCAAGUUUCCAGGCGGCCCUUCGGUCAGAGUCUUUGGAGUGCCUCUUGACAACUUGGCGCAAUGUGCUGUGCCCGAAUAUGGUACUAUACCCUGUUUCUUGGUGGAUGCCUGCACAAAGCUUAUCGAACAUGUCCACACAGAGGGUCUGUUUAGGAAGUCUGGUUCUGUUACUCGUCUGAAAGCGCUGAGGGUGAAGCUGGAUCAGGGAGAGGGCUGCAUCCCCACAGCCCUGCCCUGUGACGUGGCUGGCCUUCUGAAACGGUUCUUUCGUGAGCUGCCAGAACCCAUCCUGCCUACAGAUCUACAGGCAGCCCUGCUCAAGGCACAGCAGCUGCCCACAGCUGAGGAGAAGACCUCUGCUCUCCAACUGCUGUCCUGUGUCCUGCCUGACAGAAAUGCUCACAUUCUGCGCUAUUUCUUCACUUUCCUCAGAGAUGUCUCACAGAGAUGUAGUGAGAAUAAGAUGGACAGUGGGAAUCUGUCAGUUAUUUUCACACCAAAUCUCCUGCACUGUGAGGGUGUGGAGAAGAUGAGCUCUGGUAUGGAGAGAAAGCUCAAGCUGCAGGCUGCCAUCGUGCGCUUCUUCAUCGAGAACCCCCAGGACAUCGGAGUGGUCCCUCCAUUCAUCCUGGAGAGGAUCCCAGCCAUGGUAGGCUAUGAAGCAGGUCUGGUCUCACCUGUGCCAAUCCAAGUCGAGGACUGGGAAACGGACUCUGGGGUGAAGAAGAAACAGAGGCGGAGUUUAGGAGAUGUGGUUAAUGGAGCUCUACAUAAGUUAAAAGCUAAUAGUACGCCCGUGAAUUCAUCCCUGUCCAGUGAAGAUGGUCUCAAAUGGCCACCCAGUCGUUUUGACGUUGGAUGCGUUGCUGGCUAUGCGAAUGCUCUUUUCUUCUCGGUGACACCUGUGAUUGUGACUCCAAACACUAAGAGGAAGAUGCCCCUGGAGGUGGCUCACAGCUGCAGCUUCUCAAACAAGAAGAGGAAGUCCAUCAAGAAGAACCUGGGGCUGGAGCUGCUCCCCAACAGCCUGUUCAGCAGCAGCUCUACCCCUGGCUCAGGUAGGGGGCUUGACUCCAGCCCCUGUGUGUCCCUGAGUGCCUCAGUCGGUAAGACUAGAGAGCCGUCUGGCAUGUCUGCAAGGAGGAAGAGCAAACGGAUGAGCAAGCAUGUAAGCAGAGUUGAGUCGGGGAAAGCUGGCUGCUUCUCUCCCAGAGGAACCAAGAAGGAGUCUGUGCGCAGAUCGCUGCGUUUGCGUUUCUCCCUGGGGAGGAGUAGGGGAGACCCUAAUGUCAUUUCACAUUCUCUCCUGGGGCCAAAGGCAUCUGAGACCAUUGGCUGGCGGCUUGCCACUCAAGAAAGCACCAGCAGCUUUCAGUUCACCAAAGAUACGCCUUUCAGUCCUGCUGCUUCACAUGGCAGGAGGCCCUCAAAACGUUCCAAGCAAAUAAGCAAGUCUGAAGACAACCUGCUGAGCCCACAGUGUGCUGUGGCUGGACAGCAAACGUCUUGGAACUUGGGCAGCCCUGCUGUGUCCCGGGCCUUUAGCAGUGACUCUCUUUCAGACUCCCCCGUGGGAAGAUGCCAUAAGAACAGCAGCUGCUCAGAGCCCACUCUGGCUACCACCAAGCUCCCUGCUGUCGGACACUUAUCUGAGGAUGUUUGCUCCUCCUCCGUGGGGGGCGACACCGUGACUGGGCCCACGGUACUUCAGAUCAAGAAGGCGUUCGCACAGUCUGGCACCAACCAGCGUUCGCUCAUUGACUGUAGCGCCCUCUCAGGGAAGGAGCUGGUAAUGCAAGCCGAGGAGACAAGCCUCACGUCUACAGAUUCUCAGGAGAGCAAACAAAGCUGUUACAGUCCGACUCCAAAGAAGGCAGUUACUGAUGAACAAAAUGUGACAAUUAGUGAGCUAGAAAUAACUCCUCUGACUCCUUUACAUAUUGACUCCACCCUGUUUGAGCUUGGACCGUCAGAGAGUUCUCUGGACAAAGAGGAAUCUGUAUUCCAGUCAGGGGGGAAGGGUGACAUAGGAGAGGCUGAUCAGGAGAACAACAGUGGGUCGGUUGAGAUCAUCGAUGGUAAUGGCCCGUCAGUGUCCUACAGAAUAGAACUGCAAGUGCCCAAGCUGAACAGCCCAGGUCUUUCUACACUUGGCACCCCCCCACCCAUGCAGCUGCCCACUGCUAAGGUUUGCCGUGUAAAGUCUGAAAACUCGGCGGGCCCUAAAGAAGCACGACACUUGCGGGUGGCCGACCACAUCCAACGGUUCAAUACCCUCACCCUGAAUUCCCCCAAGACCAAAGCAGUCCGAUCCCCCCUCAAGUUUCAGCGCACCCCUGUCCGCCAGUCUGUUAGGCGGAUCAACACUCUGCUCAUAAGCACAACACGUGUCCAGGUUCCCGAGAGUCCUGUCAGGAAGUCCAUCAGCCUGGAGAGCGGCCUGUCUGUAACAGAGUGGCGGGUCAGUGAAGCGCACGUAGACAAGCAAGCCAAACCGCGCCCUAAAGUUGCCCCAAGGAGGCCCUCUACCAAUAGGCGGCAAGGUGGUGGCAGUGCCCUCGACGAUGUAACUAACAGGGUAAAGCAAAAGGCCAAAAGCGAGCCUUGCCAGCCGCUCAAAAGUAACACCGCCUCUCGUUCUGUGAACCCACCGAAGAUCAUUUUGCAUGAGGUGUAUGAAAAUGACAAAUGUUGCUACAGAGGCUCACCCAGAAACCCCCUUAGUGAAGGCAGGCUUCUCUCAGCCAUGAAGCCCAUUGACCUCUGACCCUAUUGUUUGCAAUGCUUUACUUAUUGCUAUAUGUGCAAUCUAGGCUAUUUGUUAAAACUGAACAGAAAACAUUUUCUCCUUUGUUUACAAAACUUAAUUUAUGUGACUGGUUGGUAAUUGACAGAAUAGUGAUUUAUUGCUGUAUAGUACUCUGAUUUCUGCCUGAAUUUGUGAUGUGAGCAUCUACCGUGACUUCUGAUUGGCCGAUGGUAAUUCAUUUUGAGUGUAAGACAUGGGUUGGUGUGUGUGAGGUUGGCGCCUUAGUCUUAUUUAUAUCUAAUUUUUAUAGACUUUAUAGUUUUACUGAAUCUUAAGAUUAGCAUUUAUCAUUUUUAAAAGGAUUAGAAUUUGCUUCGUUUUGGGCCUUUACUGUAAUUUACGUUUUUUGUUUUUUUUUGAGUUGGUUAGAAUAAGUUUACAUGUCCUGUUUCAAAAAAUUUCAAGGAGUGUUUAUAGUGAAAUUUUGCGUAUGACAUGACGAUUAUGCAAAAAAUUGAAAUUUAACAUCCAAUAAAUGCUAUAAAAUGUGA
Molecule: messenger RNA, 3957 nt
Organism: Paramormyrops kingsleyae
Lineage: Eukaryota; Metazoa; Chordata; Actinopteri; Osteoglossiformes; Mormyridae
Source: RefSeq, a predicted model, not a curated record